This is a messenger RNA of Drechmeria coniospora, 4677 nucleotides long. RefSeq lists its product as uncharacterized. Gene Ontology annotation, molecular function: transcription coregulator activity. Gene Ontology annotation, biological process: regulation of transcription by RNA polymerase II. The transcript is spliced from 2 exons. NCBI's taxonomy places the organism in Eukaryota, Fungi, Ascomycota, Sordariomycetes, Hypocreales, Ophiocordycipitaceae. Gene Ontology annotation, cellular component: mediator complex. The record is from RefSeq and is a predicted model, not a curated record. Bases 1 to 4677 code for a protein of 1558 amino acids.
AUGACCUCCAGGCCACCUCUGGGCGUCCCGUCGCGACAACCUCAGCGGGCCCUCGUCUCGACUUCCGCCCAGCAUCCCUCGCAUCAGCAGCGCUCCCUCCCGCCGCCAUAUCUCUCCACCUCUACCCCGCCCGCGCGAAAGGACAGCCAACCGAAUGCUGAUGUGACCAGGGACGCCGUCGAUCUCGUCCAAGGUCGCCGUGUCUCGACACCUCGCCAUGGCGCCUCCAAGCUGCGCCUCGAGCUCUCGAGCGAGCUGGACCUUGGCUCUGCUCCUUCCGUCACCCAGUCUCCUCGGCCGCUGACGCCCUCGCGCGGGGAACCCAUGGCUGAGCCGACGGAUUCUGACAACGCGAGUUCUGCUCCCUCCGACGACUCCGACGACGUCGACUCGCCCGUACCCAUGCCGAAGCGUCGAGUGCAAGCCUCUCACCAGCCCCGGUCGGUGCCCCGUGUCUCGAGUGCCUCCGCACCCGCCCAGGCCAAGCGAGAGGUUCGGCCGAAACCGUACACGGUCGAGGUGCCCACCAACGCACCGCGCUUCCCUGCCACCGGCAAGGCCGACGACGGCUCCGACGUCGACCCCUUCUGCAAAGGCCUCUUCUCCGGCCAGGCAGACUUCUUUCCUUGGUCCGGCAACCACCACGAGGAUCUCUGGGCCCCCGAGGCGAUCCAGAAGGGAACCUGGGACCGAGGCUACGCCAACGAGUCCGCCUCGGCCCGCCUCGCCCUCAUCCCUGCGCUGAAGCAGAAGAGCAGCAUGAAUGCGCUGUCGAGCAUCUUCAUGGGCAUCCUGAGCCAGCGCAGGUUCGGAGGUCAGAUAACGGCGCCCUCCACCUUCAAGCCGCCGCCUCGCGUCACCCUGACGGACACGAAACGAGAGAUGUGGCUCAAGGAUCUGGCGAACCCCACCAUCUCCCUCCGACGCCUGAGCCGGACCAUCCCCCACGGCAUCCGCGGAAGGACCCUUCUCGACCAGUGCCUGAACAAGAACGUGCCGACCGAGCGUGCCGUCUGGCUCGCCAAGUGCGUCGGUGCCAACGAGAUUCGAGCCUUCAAGCGCAAGGGUGCCGGCGGAGCCUUCAUCAUGGGUGGCGAGUCGAAAUGGGUCCGAGAUUGGACCAUGUUCGUCGAGCAGUUCCUCGAAGCCGUCGUCUCCUCCUUCAGCGAGACGAAUUGGAAAAGCCGAGUGACCUACGCAAUUCGCCUCGCCACGACUCUCUACUCGGCCCACCUGUUGGACAGAGACCACUACCUCGAUUGGAUCCUGUCAGGUUUGGAGAACAGCGUCAACUCGAGAAUCCCCAUGUGGAUAUUGAUAGCCCAGAUCACCUGGGCCGAUCUUGUUCGAACGCGAAAGCACAGCCGCCGGCUGGCCUUUGCUUUCCUCGGCCACUUGCGCACCGUAGGUCGACCUUGCGAGAAGCAAACCCUGGCGAAGCCGGAACAUGCUGACGUGGAGGUGAAGAUCGAAAAUGACGUCGACGGCGACAUAUUGGUACAGCUGUCGGUGCAGUUGUCGGCCCUGCUGCGAAGGCUCCUCAAGCACAACCCGGAAUCCUUCAUAGCCCCGACCAAGUGGCUCCAGUAUCGAGACGCCCUCAAGGCCUCCUUCUCCGCCGCCGAUGCCCCGUCCCAGAGGGCCUUCCUCGCCAUCAACCGCAGGAAUAUGCGACUGCUCGUUGCCACGACCACGUCUCCCCCGGCAGGGCGGCAGUACCUCGUCAAGCUCCUCGACUCGACCGUUCUGGGCCAACAUGACGACACCCUGGCCGCCAAGUGCUGGUCCACCAUGGACGACAAGUGGGAGAUUGUGAAGACUCUCGUCGAGUGGGCCACCUCCCUUUAUCGACCAGGUGUGACCAAGGCAUACGUCGCCGCGAGGCUUAUCAAAUCCUGGACGAGACUUGACACCAGCGUCAACGCCACCCCCGUGCUCCUCGACGUCGUCGGCAGCGUACUGCCGGGGCAAAGGCUGCAGAGCAAGGUCAUCUUUCACCUCGUCGCCGAGCUUGUGCGCCAAGGGCUCUUCUCCGUCCCUCACUACGUUCAGUGGCUCAUCGGCAGAGGCGGUCUGCACGACGCCGCCGACGUGGACCCGGACGACGCUCCUUGCGCGUCGAGACUCCUUGUCGAGCUGCCUCUCCACUGCCUCCCGGAGAACCAGCUGGUGCAGAGAAGCAACCUCCUCCGGCGUGCGGGCCAGUAUUCGACGGUGGACGAAUCCCAAGACAUCAGAAACGCCCUCGGCUGUGUCGACGACACCCUGGGCCUGUCUCCGUAUCUCGGCGGUACCGAUGCGCAGCCGAAGCGCUUCCCGCUGCGAAAGCUGCUGCGACGCGUCUUGAGCAGCAGCAAGGCGGUCCAGACGGCCAUUGGCGCCCACCUGCGCGACGUCUUGACACCGGACCUCGUUGCCAAGCUUGACUCGGCCUCCGCCCUCUCCGUCUUCGGCUCGGUCCGCACCCUCACGGAGGCGACGGAAGAUUUCUCAAUGCUCUCCCAUAUCCUCGACGUCUUCACCGGCACCGCCCACGUCGACGUCCUCGCCGCCUGCGCCGACACCGUCAGUUUCCACCUCGAUAUAUUCCUGGCCCUGGACUGCGCCGACAACCUUUUCGACGCCCUCCUGCGCCAGCUCAGAUCCGCCCACCGCGAGCACGGGUCCGUUCCCCGGCCCCUGCUGGUAGCACUGUCAUGCCUGUCGCAUAGGAUGCCUCGGCGCGAGGAGCUAACCAAGCAGCUCGAGCGGGAGCUUGCCCAGAGCGACAGAAGCAACGCCAUCGAUGCGUGCUCACCCUUGUCCGACAACAUGACGAUGCAAACGCAGAGCACUGACGGCGAGGUGUCGGAACAGAUCGACAAGCUGCUCGCUAGCGGCAACACGAUCGAUCACCCGACAAUGAAUCGCCUGUUUCGACACAUCGUCCCGAAGUUGGAGCUGGGCUGGACCAAAGCAGAUGAGAACCGCAAGGUCUUUGCCCGACUGCUCGCGAGACUGCGGAUAUUUGACUCGCAACAUUUCGACAGGCUCAUGGCUGACUGGAUAAGUCAUAUCCGCACCGUCAAGACUCGACCGAAACUUUCCGAGCUGUAUCCGCUCCUCGUCAGCCUCGGGUGCCUUUCUAUGUCUAUCAUGAUCCGCACGGCAAACGCUGGGCCGGCGACAGUGGGGGACGCGCCUCUCGAUCCGGGAGCGUCACCAACCGGAGCCGAAGUAUAUCUGCAAGAGACUCUGCACCUAAUCGUCGUUCCUCUUGCCAAGUCCACCUACCUCGACGAUGGCGAGACGUACCGGUACCAGAUCCAGCAAAAGUCGUCGCUAUCGGAGCCGCAGUCCAAGGCGCUGGUGCAUUUGAUACGCAAUGCGUUGGUCGAGUAUGCCGCAUUGCGGCGCCGUGCUCCGGCCUACACUUUCCUGCUCGAUGAAGUGUCGCUGCAGGACCAACUCCUCGAAACGCUUCAAUACCUCGUCAUUGCCGACUCGACUGCCGUCGCCCACGCUCUGAACGUCGGCGCCCUUCCCUCCAACGCGAUGGUCCUUGUCCACAAGAUCAUCACCAAGCUUCUGGCGCCCGGCGAUGAUGGGACGCAGGAGAUAUCAUUUGACCAGAUCCUCGGCCUCGCGAACGAACUAACGAUGCCAUUCUGCCAGCUCAAACUCAACCUGGACCUGUCGGCUCCGUUGCCAACGGCACCCGGCCAGGUCAGCCAAGAGGAGAAGGGGUCCCGAUUUGAAUCGUUCACCAAGGCAAUGGACAACGCCAUUGAGGCCAGGAGCAUCAUGUGGACGAGCUUGUUGCCCUGUCUCGGCCAUGACAUUGCUCGCAAUCUCAGCAGCCAAGCGCAUUUGAGAUUCUUGGCCCUCAUACCGUCGCUGAAGUCCAACACUUUUGAACAAGACGCCACGAGCGAGCACCGUGCCCAUCUUUCCAAGAACCUCUUGGGUGUCAUCGAGACCAUCAUCUCCGGACGACCGGCGCCCCGAUCCGCCCAGCUCACGGCUAGCUUGGUAGGAAAGCUGUCGGAUCUGUGGGCCAUCGUCUCGUGCCGGGACGAGCAGUGGCAGCAGGCUCGCCAGAAAGUCGUCGAGCACUGGCUGCCGGCGUUUCUGAGGUUCAUAACCCUGCACAGCGUCUCGGCGCCCAUGCCGUCGCCGAAUCUGAGCCAAGUGGCAAGUCGAUUACCGAUGCCGUCGAAGCAUGAAGCCAGGGCCCGCAUCAUCCUCAUCUUAUGCGGCAUUCUUCUUGAGCUCGACUCUCACCCGCAGACGGCCAGGGGCCCGCUGUCCCAGGAGGUUUUCGACAUGGCGAUCUACCUCGUCGACAGUCUCCCGGACGACAUCCGAAUCCAAUGCGCCCGCACCAUCCUCCACAAGCCCGGUGGCUCGUCGAGCACCAGCACCACGUCGGACCCCCGCAUACACUACCUUUUCAGCGUGCCUCGGACGGCACCGAUGGAGAACCUCAGGCUUGUACACCGCGAAAAGGCGACUAGUGCUUUCUGCGCCAUGGCGAGGGGCAUGGGUGCCAUGUUCGGCAUCGGCCCAGUUGUGCAGGAACGCAUCACUCCGUUUACCCUUCGGCGCUGGGAGAUUCUGAGCGAACCGACGCCCAACAUCGGGGAAAACGAUACGAGUCUAAGCCUUGGCCUCUUCGCGACCAUCAAGAUGCGCUGA